Molecule: messenger RNA, 1236 nt
Organism: Lacerta agilis (Sand lizard)
Lineage: Eukaryota; Metazoa; Chordata; Lepidosauria; Squamata; Lacertidae
Gene: VDAC1
Product: voltage dependent anion channel 1
Exons: 9
Coding region: 80-1048 (322 amino acids)
Biological process (GO): monoatomic anion transmembrane transport
Cellular component (GO): mitochondrial outer membrane
Molecular function (GO): voltage-gated monoatomic anion channel activity
Source: RefSeq, a predicted model, not a curated record
CGGCGCAGUCACGUCCCUCUGCUGGGCGGGGAGGGUCCGUCUGCCUGCCUGCCUGCCUGCUGCCCGUGGCUCUCCCGCGAUGCUGGCCUCGGCGCCUGCAAGAUCCGCCCCGUUCCACGCCGCCUCCGCCGCCCCUCCCGCCGCCACCGCCGCCGCUCACCAGAAGUCUUGCUGCGGCCACGGCAAAGACACGAAAAUGGCUGUUCCCCCUGCUUAUGCUGACCUAGGAAAAUCUGCUCGAGACAUCUUCACCAAGGGAUAUGGAUUUGGCUUAAUAAAGUUGGAUUUGAAAACAAAAUCUGAAAAUGGACUGGAAUUUACAAGCUCAGGUUCAGCAAAUACAGAAACAACCAAAGUUUCUGGAAGUUUGGAAACCAAGUACAGGUGGACAGAAUAUGGCUUGACAUUCACAGAGAAGUGGAACACAGACAACACACUAGGCACAGAGAUAACUUUAGAAGAUCAGCUUGCACAUGGACUGAAGCUGACCUUUGACUCCUCAUUCUCUCCUAACACUGGGAAGAAGAAUGCUAAAGUCAAGUCUGGAUACAAGCGGGAACAUAUCAACUUGGGCUGUGACAUGGAUUUUGACAUCGCUGGUCCUUCAGUACGUGGUGCCUUUGUCAUCGGCUUUGAAGGUUGGCUGGCAGGUUACCAAAUGACUUUUGAGACUGCUAAGUCCAGAAUUACUCAGAGCAAUUUUGCUGUUGGUUACAAGACCGACGAAUUUCAGCUUCACACCAAUGUGAAUGACGGCACAGAAUUUGGAGGUUCCAUUUAUCAGAAGGUGAAUAAUAAAUUGGAAACUGCCGUCAAUCUUGCUUGGGCAGCUGGAAAUAGCAACACCCGCUUUGGAAUAGCUGCCAAAUAUCAAAUUGACUCAGAUGCAUCUUUCUCUGCUAAAGUGAAUAAUUCCAGUCUGAUUGGUUUAGGAUAUACUCAGACUCUGAAGCCAGGUAUUAAAUUGACAUUGUCAGCUUUGUUGGAUGGGAAGAAUGUCAACGCAGGUGGCCACAAACUAGGUCUAGGACUGGAAUUUGAAGCAUGAAAGAAGGAAUUGUACCACCAUUAUUUCUGGUGAUUAAUUCUGAAAUACUAUACAGCAUAGCUACCUUCCGAAUUUAGUGUACUUUUCAAUGUUUUAUGUCUGGGAUGCAAUUAUUGCCAUGUGUCAGUCAUGUUGAACCUGGUUAAAGAAGGCUAAGCUUCAAAGUGUGUGUUUUCAGAGAAGGCUGG